Penicillium atrosanguineum is the source of this 294-nucleotide messenger RNA. RefSeq lists its product as uncharacterized. The record is from RefSeq and is a predicted model, not a curated record. The transcript has a single exon. The coding region runs from base 1 to 294 and encodes 97 amino acids. NCBI's taxonomy places the organism in Eukaryota, Fungi, Ascomycota, Eurotiomycetes, Eurotiales, Aspergillaceae.
AUGCCUCUUGCUCACGGAUCCCCAGCUGGCAUGUUCUUCUCGGCCGCUGAUGUUUCAGCUCAGAGCUUCGACCACCCCUGCCACCUUGACUUCACCGAAAUCGCGAAUGAUCCGCCUGUGCACCAAUUCCGCGCCGGAAACACGGACCUUGUUGGGUCCGGUGCGCCUGUUCUGUGUGUUUUGUGGUGGGUGUGCCAUAUGUGCGAGAGCAUGUGCAACCCUGCUCUAUCUCCGGAUCGAUGCCCAAUCUGCAGUCACGACAAGUGCAGCUUGUGUGACUCGAUAAAUGUGUGA